Messenger RNA from Aspergillus pseudonomiae, 2671 nucleotides. It is a transcript of the gene pps1, whose product is annotated as tyrosine/serine/threonine protein phosphatase PPS1. The record is from RefSeq and is a predicted model, not a curated record. The transcript has 6 exons. Gene Ontology annotation, molecular function: protein tyrosine/serine/threonine phosphatase activity. NCBI's taxonomy places the organism in Eukaryota, Fungi, Ascomycota, Eurotiomycetes, Eurotiales, Aspergillaceae. The coding region runs from base 156 to 2198 and encodes 680 amino acids. Gene Ontology annotation, biological process: protein dephosphorylation; nuclear DNA replication.
UGUGGAUACAAUUGCACCUCGACCGAUUUUGUAAAGGAUGUGUCGUUGAUCGAUCGUCGCUCGGACUAUCUGUAUACACUCAACCUUAGCACUGGGCUUAUAUACGUGUUUCCCUGCACUCGACAUACAUUUGACACGAACCUUGUUCAAGCAUCAUGGCAACAGUCGUGGUACAGCAACAGCAACAGACACUGCGGCACGCAACCCCCCCACCCACGGGGAUUUCGCCAGCACUGAGUCUGAACAGAAACCCUUCGCCGAUUCCAAACAAACAUCUGCCUAUCUGUCCUGCGGGUCCUACCCCAGUCAUAUCUCAAAAUGCAUCCCUGUUUCACAAGGAGGAAGUUACAGACCAGACAUCUUCCCUUCUAUAUCCACCAGAUAAGUAUAAACAGCUGUCGAGCUCGCCUGCGGUGUAUUCGAUAGAUGCAGUUGGUUUAGAAUCAGCCCUGGACCAUUGGGCUUCCCAGCCGCUCCCAGACCCUAGCAAAGUCUUCCCCUGGCUACACGGACUCCAUCCCGAAAACCAUUUACAGUUGGGGUUUUUCACAAACCGGAAACGCUCUCUUCGUCGGAUCCCCAGAGUUUGGCGAGGCAUUACUAUUAUCAAAGUUGGCGGGGAUCUAAUUAGCGGGAGGCUGAAAGGAGCGAUAUCUCUCGAUGAGGUCAUUGCCCCAUCAAGUACAGAAUUCCUUGCGGUUGAUCCUCGGGAAGGGUUCUCUGUGCGCAACUUUCAGAUUCAGACUGCGAAAUUAGCUCCGCUGUCCGACAUUGUCAUCUAUGGAGAGGAUGGCGUUACCCGAAAACAGCUACUAGACGUGGCAGGAAGAGUCGCAGCUGCACAACAUCGUUGGAGAGCCAAGAAUGAUCCGGAACAGGUUUUACCGGUCUACAAUACAUUUAUCCUCUCAUCUACUUUUUCCGAAGUCGAACAACGUGCCCCGAGCAUCGUUGCCAUUAACGCCCGCGGACAACUCACUGGCCAAACUAUGGAUUUCUUUCAAUGGGAACGUUGGGAAAUGUGUGACAUGUCCCGGGCUUCUGAGAUUUCAACCAAUGUUUGGCAAGGGCCAACUCCGGAUUAUUUAUUACGUCCUGGGACUUGCGAGUCUACAACUGGGGAGUAUUUUGAUCUUUUAAUCGAGGCCAGCGACUUUGCGAGCCUCCCAGGUCCUCGAUUCCUGGCGAAACUGAAUAAGCAGCUUGAUGAUGGCCCCCAGCGGCUGGAGUUCCCUUCGUCUGGGUCUAUUCUUCCGCCAUCAGGUGAUGAUAGGGAGGUGGAUGAUCUCGUGAAUACCGUGCGGUGGCUCUAUUACUUAGCAAACCCAGACGAACCAGAAAACCGGCCGGAUGCCGACGGGGACAUUGCCAUGGAUCAUAUUGCCAAGAAGCCUCGCAAGAUACUUAUCCACUGCCCAGAUGGUUAUACAGAAAGUUCACUGCUGGUCAUUGCCUACGUGAUGUUUGCCGAGGGCGUGACAGCGCCCGACGCGUGGCUUAAACUUCACUGCGACCAAAAGCGGAACUUCUUUGCCUACCCGUCUGAUGUCACGUUUCUAAGCGCAGUACAGGCGAGGUUAUUGCACGAAAGCCCUGCGACACCAGUAGGCAGCCUCACCGGGAUCGCUGAUCCUCACUGGUUCAAGUAUUUCGAUGGUUCGCUCCCCAGUCGGAUUCUGCCAUAUAUGUAUCUUGGCAAUCUAUCACACGCAAAUAACCCAGAGAUGCUGUGGGCUCUUGGCAUCAGGCGUAUCCUGAGUGUUGGCGAGUCGGUUACCUGGACCAAUUCCGACGUAGCCAAGUUCGGCGCAGAAAAUAUUAUGCACGUUACCCAGGUUCAAGACAAUGGCAUAGACCCAUUAACUCAGGAACUUGAGCGUUGCUUGGAUUUCAUUCGCAAAGGCAAAAAGGAUGGAAUGGCUACGUUAGUCCAUUGUCGAGUAGGGGUUUCGCGAUCAGCGACCAUCUGCAUAGCCGAAGUUAUGGCAUCAUUAGGCCUUUCGUUCCCAAGAGCAUAUUGUUUUGUUCGCGCACGACGGCUUAAUGUUAUCAUCCAGCCACAUCUGCGUUUUGUCUAUGAACUCCUGAAAUGGGAAGAACUGCAACUGCAGAGGCAGAACAAGGCUCCAAAGAGAGCACUUGAAUGGCCCACAGUGGCUCGUGAAAUUGCGCUGAUGAACAAACCAUACUCGAGAUAGGCAAACCUAAAGCGAAAUCUUGUUCUUCGAGUGCGAACGAUAAUUUUCGUCUCAUAGCAUUACGGUACAUUUAGCCGUGAUGCAGUGUUUUAACACCACUUGUCAUGAUACAGAAGUAAUCUGGUUUUUGAUAACGAUUGAUAUGUGUGGCAUGAAAGAUAAACGAAGGAAACGGCUGGACGAAUUAUGGAAUAUCUGGGUUAAUUUUCUUUUUGGGCGUUUAAAGGAUGCGAUCUACUCGAAUGAUGAUGUUACGUCUUGCAAUGCAUGCUACGAUGCUUGUCAUGUAUAUAAUCAUGCCUUCCUGGUCGGCGUUUGCCGUAUAAUAAUAUCCUUCGGCUGAAUUGGCUAUGUGUAUACUGUGCUUACCCGAGGCAGGUGACUAUCCAGAUCACCCUUGAUAUCAUUUCAUUGCGUUACGAUCCAUCUUCGACCAGCCGUUCUCACUUCGGAGUUUCCUUGGCGUCUUUAAU